Molecule: messenger RNA, 658 nt
Organism: Staurois parvus
Lineage: Eukaryota; Metazoa; Chordata; Amphibia; Anura; Ranidae
Source: the annotation of a GenBank genome assembly
CACUGACUGGCACUGAUAGAUGGCACUGAUUGGCAGCACUGAUAGGUGUCACUGACUGGCAUUAAUAGGUGGCACUGACUGGCACUGAUAGGUGGCACUGAAAGGCAGCUCAGAUGGGCACUGAUUUGUGGCAUUGAUGUGCACUGGUAGGCACUGAUAUGUGGCACUGAUGUGGCACUGGAAGGUGGCAUUGAUGAGCACUGACAGCUGGCAUUGAUGGACACUGACAGGUGGCACUGAUGGGGCCACACUGAUCAUCAUGGCACACUGAUCAUCAGUGCCCUGAUGAUCAGUGUACGUGUCCCCUCUGAGGAAUGCCGAUUACCGGCUCUCCUCUCCUCACGAGCUGUCAGCGCGACACUGAUCAUCAGUGUCCUGAUUAUCAGUGUAGCCCCAUCAGUGCUGCCUUUCAGUUCCCAUAAUUGCUGCCUGUCAGUGCCUAUCAAUGCCAUAUACCAGUGCAUAUCAAUGCCACAUACCAGUGCCCAUCAGAGCUGCCUUUCAGGGAUGCCUAUUAGUGCCAGUCAGUGCCACCUAUCAGUACCCAUCAGUGCCACCUAACAGUUUCAAUCAGUGCCAGUCAGUGCCACCUAUCCCUGCCAUAUAUCAGUGCUGCCUUUCAGUGCCCAUCAGUGCUGCCUGUCAAUGCCCAUCAGUG